This is a messenger RNA of Trichoderma aggressivum f. europaeum, 4233 nucleotides long. Its product is annotated as transcriptional regulator family: Helix-turn-helix. The record is from RefSeq and is a predicted model, not a curated record. Gene Ontology annotation, biological process: nucleosome organization; transcription elongation-coupled chromatin remodeling; transcription elongation by RNA polymerase II. The transcript has 4 exons. Gene Ontology annotation, molecular function: DNA binding; nucleosome binding; histone binding. Gene Ontology annotation, cellular component: transcription elongation factor complex. The coding region runs from base 1 to 4233 and encodes 1410 amino acids. Lineage: Eukaryota; Fungi; Ascomycota; Sordariomycetes; Hypocreales; Hypocreaceae.
AUGAGCUCCGCCAUGCGCGACCUGAUUUCGGGAGAGGCCGAGUUGGAUGACGAGGAAGAUGACGAAUCUUUUGACGAAGAUACUGGCGCGGAGCGUCGAAGGAAGCCGGCCGCCCGUGUCGACGACUCCAGCGAAGAAGAAGAAGACGAUGACGACGAAGAGGAGGCUCGCAAGAUCCGCGAGGGCUUCAUUGUCGAUGAGGACGAAGAGGAAGAAGAACCCGAGUCCGACGUCGACAGCCGGCCGAUAAAGAGAAAGCGAGAGCAUCGGAAUCGCGAAGAGGAAGAAGCACUCGACGAGGAAGAUUUGGAACUCAUUGGCGAGCAGUUUGGGGAGCAGCCAAAGCCCCAGGCACCAUCAAAGUUCAAACGCCUCAAACGUGGCCACCGAGACGAGGACGAUUCAGCCCACGAAAAGCGAGGCUUGGAAGAGAUCUUCGCAGACGAUGACGAGGACGCCGCCGAGCAACGUAGCUACGGUAGACCUGGCUUCCGUUCCCAAGUCGACGAGUUCGACGACUUCAUCGAGGAAGACUACCCCGAAGAUGAGGAUGAGCGCAUACGCCAACAGGAAGACGCCGAAGUCGCCCGCCCUAGGGAUCGCGGUGUCGGUGGCGUCGUCGAUACCACAGGCCUGGACAAGGAUGCGCUGGAUGAUAUGGAGGCCAUCUUUGGCAACGGCGAAGACUACGACUGGGCACUCCAGAUGGAAGAAGAGGAGGAGGACCGAGAGAGAGAGGAGCAGGGCAUCGAGCUCAAGGACGUCUUUGAGCCUUCACAGCUCAAGGAAAAAUUGCUCACCGACGAGGAUAACGAAAUUCGAUUUACAGACGAGCCCGAACGCUUCCAACUCGACCGCAAAUCGUUCAAGAACCUGCAGCUCACUCCCGAUCAGUUCAAGGAGGAGGCCCGGUGGAUUACCAACCAGCUAUGGCCGAAGAAGGGUUUGGCUCAGGAACUCCAAGCCCCUUUUGGCAAGGCAGUUGGUAAAGUACUCGAGUUCUUCAUCGUCGACGAGGUCGAGGUUCCAUUUGUGUUUCAGCACCGAAAGGAUUACCUCCUUCACUCCAAGAAAAUUCGCAAGUCCACAAGGGAUGAUCCCGACGGCCCUGAUUAUACGAUUCAGUCAGACAAGCUGCUGAACCAGGAUGAUCUGUGGAGAAUUCUCGAGCUGGAUAUCAAAUUCCGCUCAUUCGUGGAAAAGAGGAAUUCGCUUGAAAAGUCGUUUGACAAUCUCAAAUCCAUGGAUGUCCAAGACGGCAUGGUCGAGGAGAUGAUUCCCGAGGCCACCACCAUGGAAGAGAUUCAGGACCUACAGGAUUAUUUGCAAUUCCAGUACGCCAACAAACUGAAGGACCUCGCGACUCUAUCCGGUAGCGUAUCGCAAACGAAACGCCCCGGUUCAAAAUCUUCACUGUUUGACCGUGUUCGCAAUGGAAAAGCCUACUACUUUGUCAAAGCCUAUGGCAUAACUGCCGACCAGCUAGCGAAGAAUGCCCUUCGUCAAGGUAGAAAAGUCGCUCCGGAUGACCACGAGCAGUAUCCGAUGGAUCUGGCAGACAGCCUGCUUGAUGAAAGCUUCAACACCGGUGACCAAGUCAUUAACGCUGCUCGUCAAAUGUAUGCUGAAGAACUGUUUGCCAGUCCCCGGAUGCGCAAGUACUUGAGAGCUUCCUUUUACCAGGCAGCUGAAAUUAGCUGUCGUCGAACUGACAAGGGCCUGCGAAAGAUUGACGACACCCACCCGUACUACGAAAUCAAGUACAUCCAAAACCAGGCCAUUGCGGAUCUGGUACACCAACCUGAAGUGUUCCUUAAGAUGAUGCGCGCUGAGGAAGAGGGCCUCGUGGAGAUUAAGCUCGAGAUGCCUCCGCGAUACGAUUUCCGGAGGCAACUCUAUCAAGAGUUCGAGUCAGAGAACUUCAGUGAUCGAGCGGAGCAGUGGCGGGAGGAACGCAAAAAGGUGUUGGAUCUUGCCUAUCCUAAGCUGGAAAAGAUUGUGGCCAAGAACAUCAAGGAAGUCAUUCGGACUUUCUGUCAGGACGAAGUUCUCAAGAUGUGUCGACAAGAGUUCUACCGCAAGCUUGAUCAAGCUCCCUACAAGCCCAAGGGGAUGAUCUUGGGUACAACACCACGAGUGCUCGUUCUGUCCAACGGAGGUGGCGACCCUACUCGCGACCCUGUGUGCUGGGCUUGGGUGGAGGAAGAAGGCAGGGUGCUCGAACAAGGCAAGUUUGGCAACCUCGGCAGAGACGAGACUCAGCGGGAGAACUUUGUCGAGCUUGUGCGGCGGCGGCGGCCUGAUGUCAUUGGUGUCAGCGGCUGGUCAUCGGAUACGCAAAAGCUGGUACGCGACUUGGAGGGCCUUGUGAGCGAAAAGAGCCUCAUGGGAGCAGAGUUCGAGGACCCCGAGACGAACGACUACCGAACCGAGCUGCUUGAGGUCAUCGUCGUCGAGGAUGAAGUCGCACGCCUUUACAAAGACAGCCCCCGUGCCAUGGCUGAACACCCCUCUCUCAACCCCAUCACAAGAUACUGCAUCGCCUUGGCGCGGUAUUUGCAGAACCCUAUGAAGGAAUACGCUGCGCUUGGCAAAGAUGUAUCGUCUCUUUCAUUCCAUCCAUGCCAAAGCUUGCUGCCUCCGGAUAAGCUGAUGAAAUAUCUGGAAUCCGCCAUGGUUGAUACUGUCAACAUGGUCGGAGUCAACAUCAACGAUGCCAUGACGGACACUUACACGGCCAACCUUUUACCUUUCGUCGCAGGAUUGGGACCGCGAAAGGCUACCAGCGUAAUCAAGACCAUCAACGCAAACGGAGGCGUAGUCAACACAAGAGACGAGCUUGUCGGCGACCCAGACAGCGGAAAGCUACCGGUUGUUGGACCCCGUGUCUGGAACAACUGUGCCAGUUUUCUGUAUAUCGAGUACGACGCAACGAACCCCUCAUCGGAUCCUCUCGACAACACUCGUGUUCACCCUGAAGACUACGAAUUGGGCCGCAAGAUGGCGGCAGAUGCGCUUGAAUUGGACGAAGAGGAUGUCAAAGCGGAGACGGACGAGAACGGACCUGGUGCCAUUGUGCGAAAGCUCUUCAAACAGGACGAACAAGAGAGGGUCAACGAGCUGGUGCUUGAUGAAUACGCCGACCAGCUGCAGAGGAAUUUCAGCCAACGCAAGCGAGCUACUCUCGAGGCCAUCAGUGCCGAGCUGCAAGCGCCCUACGAAGAGUUGCGCAGGAGCUUUGCGCUCCUCACGCCGUCUGACAUCUUCACCAUGUUUACGGGUGAAACCAAGUUUACCCUCUGCGAGGGCAUGAUUGUUCCAGUCAACGUGCGCAUGGUCAGAGACGACUUUGCCAUUGUGAAGCUGGACUGCGGCAUCGAAGGCAGGAUAGAAGGCCACGAAGUAUCGAACCGGGCUUCUGUCAAGGACGUCCUCAGCUCAGGGCAAACGGUGCAAGCCAAGAUCCUUGAAAUGAACUACAAGGAUUUCAUGGCCAAGCUUUCCAUGCGGGAAGAGUCUCUGCGCAUCCCCUACAAGGCCCCCAUCAACUUUGGCCGCGACGGUUGGGACUAUGCCCUUGAGGCCGCUGACAAGGAGGAGCUUCGUGAGAAAGACAAGACUACGGGCAGGACGCAGCGUGUGGUCAAGCAUCCCAACUUCAAACCCUACAACUCAAUUCAGGCGGAAGAGUACCUUGGAUCUCAGCCUCCCGGCGAGGUCAUUAUUCGACCCUCUUCAAAGGGUAAUGACCACCUGGCUAUUACCUGGAAGGUCGCCGAUGGCGUUUACCAACACAUUGACGUCCUGGAAAUGCAAAAGGACACGGAGUUUUCGGUUGGCAAGCUCCUCCGGAUAGGUGGCAAAUACACCUACAGCGAUCUUGACGAACUGAUCGUGGAUCAUGUUAAGGCCAUGGCCAGAAAGGUCGAAGAGAUGAUGAGAAACGACAAGUACCAAAACAGGUCACGCAACGAGACUGAGAAAUGGCUCAUCACUUAUGUGGAUGCCAACCCCAACCGAUCUGCAUAUGCAUUUUGCAUCGACACCAAGCAUCCAGGAUACUUUUGGCUAUGCUUCAAGGCGAGCAAGACGGCACGCGUCAUCGGCCUUCCGGUGCGAACCAUUCCGCAAGGAUUUGAGCUCAGGGGAUAUCAGUAUCCCGACAUGCGUGCCCUGUGUAACGGUUUCAAGCUGCGGUUCCAGAAUGAGUUUUCCAAGAUGGGGGCGCGCUAA